AUGCGCGUCCUCUGGAAGGGCGCGCUCCUCCUGCAUGAUGGGACACAGCUGCCUGGCGCCUCGAUCGUGACGACAAUGCAGCCGUGGACGCACCUGCGCACGCACUCAGGCGAGGAUGCCGGGAGCGACCUCGAGGCUGAGGCCGAGCUGUGCUUUGCGCUGGAAAUGGUGCGGCAUCACCCGCUGCGUGCGCGGCCCCGCUGGGAGACCAGCCCUGCGCGUGCGCCGCCCGAGACGCCCGAGACGACGUGCCGCGCGUCGGGGGCCAUCCAGAUGCAGGUGGACGCCGCGGACGACGUGACGCAGGCCUACUUUCUGCGCCUAUUUGGCAUGGAGGCGGCUCUGCGCCCGGGCGAGAGCACGCGGCAGGCACUGCACCUAACGUUUGAUCCGAGCGCGCGCACCGCCGGUCCGUCGUACCGCAGCGGCGCCGUGUUUGAGCUCGUGCUCCUGGGCCGCUGCGCGCACGAUGGCGUGCUGGAUCUCGUCGUUGGGCGCCAGGUCGCGGUGCGCAAGAGCGAUGUACCUACGAAGGACGGGUGCCCCGACGAGCCUCUACCGCGUGUCGCGGCCGCCGCGCGCGAGCGCGCCGCGAGCGUCUGGGCCUCGAGUGACGACGAGGCGCCCGUCACUCGAGUGGACAUGCGCAUGCGCCGGCGUGGACAGCUUCCCCACUCGCCGCGCCAGGGACGCGGCCACACGCCGGGCCGCCGAGGCGAGAAGCGCGGUGGGCGUGCGCCGCUCGAGCCGGUGCGGCCGAUGGAGCGCAUGCGCAGUCCGGCGAGUGGCGCGUGGCGACCGGUCGUCGCGCCCAUUGCCGUCGCUGGCCGCGGCGCGCCGGACCCCGUCGUGGAGCAGCAGAACCGCACGCGCAUCAAAAAGCUCGUCCACGCGCAGCUCGCGGGGCGCGGCAUCGACCGCGCACACCCGGACCAUGCGCCGUGCUUCCAGAUGGCGUAUGCGGGCACCUGCCUCGUGUUCCGGCAUGCACUCGACAGCGCGCCACUCGAGACAGCGGCGCUCGUGCCGGUAGUCACCGCGCACCUCGACAUGUACAUCCACCCCGCCCAGCUGGCGCUGUGCGCGCGUGUCUCGUAG
This is a messenger RNA of Malassezia sympodialis ATCC 42132, 1098 nucleotides long. RefSeq lists its product as uncharacterized. The record is from RefSeq and is a predicted model, not a curated record. NCBI's taxonomy places the organism in Eukaryota, Fungi, Basidiomycota, Malasseziomycetes, Malasseziales, Malasseziaceae.